AUGUCUAUGUAUAAUGAUUUCAAUUUUCGUCCGAAUUCUGGACGUGGUUGGUCUGACUUAUCUUCACGUCGAAGUCAUAAACCUGGAAGACCAUAUUCUCGAAAUCAAAAUACUACUCAUGCAGGCCGACAGCAAACCCCUACUGAACCUACUGCAACCAGUCAUCCCGGUGUGUCGCAAUCAAAGGCAAAUGAUGAUGAAAUAACCGCUUAUGCUGUUAAUCUUCAGUUAAAACCAGUAGAAAUGGGAUUUGAGGCAGGAAAUAAGAGAUGGCAGUACAGAUUCAACGGUUUAGGUGCAUUUAAUCGUUAUUUUGGUUUAUUAUCACCAACGAAUAGCUUGGGUUACACACUUCCUGACAUUUGGGAUGGUUAUUUUCACAUAACACUUGCAAAAUUCUGCACUGCUUAUUCACCUGAUCAACUCGAAAACAAGUUUAAAGCGUUUCGUCCUUCUAUCGAAGAUCUACCUCAUAUUCCCGAUAUUGUAUUUCAAUCUUCAAAUAUUGUUAGAUUUUCAGGUGAAAACCGAUCAAAAGGACGAGCUGGUAUCGACUUCAUAGUGCUACCUAUCAAUCGUCAUGAUCAAACAGAUUCAUUUUAUCAGCAAGUUCAACCAUUAUUACAUCAAAUUAAAGAAAGAUCAAACGCAGAAAAAGAUUGGAAUUUAACACAGUUGGACCAACUUCAUGUAACCAUACGCAAAUAUUCCAAUGUCAAUUUUGAUAUAUGUAAUAUUCCGAUUGAUCAAUAUCCAAUUGAAUUUCGGUGUUCUCAUUUUGAAAUCAAACAAACACGAGAACAAGCAAGGAAUCGAUAUAAAUACGCAAUCAACAAUGGAUAUAGUCGGUACCAAUGGUGGUCAGGUGUUACAGAAAUUGACGGAAAAUGUUCGGGUUGUGAUACACCUGUUCUAGCUGGUCAAUGGGAAGGCUUUUGUAUAGCAUGUGGACAAUAUGAGUCAAUUCUUCCUCUUUGGUCAACAACCGGCAAUGACAAUUGGAAUCUUUAA
Molecule: messenger RNA, 1011 nt
Organism: Rotaria sordida
Lineage: Eukaryota; Metazoa; Rotifera; Eurotatoria; Philodinida; Philodinidae
Source: the annotation of a GenBank genome assembly